Messenger RNA from Scedosporium apiospermum, 411 nucleotides. RefSeq lists its product as uncharacterized. NCBI's taxonomy places the organism in Eukaryota, Fungi, Ascomycota, Sordariomycetes, Microascales, Microascaceae. Gene Ontology annotation, biological process: rRNA transcription. Gene Ontology annotation, molecular function: DNA binding; protein heterodimerization activity; structural constituent of chromatin. The coding region runs from base 1 to 411 and encodes 136 amino acids. Gene Ontology annotation, cellular component: nucleosome. The transcript is spliced from 3 exons. The record is from RefSeq and is a predicted model, not a curated record.
AUGGCCCGCACCAAGCAAACCGCCCGUAAGUCCACUGGUGGCAAGGCUCCCCGAAAGCAGCUCGCCUCCAAGGCUGCCCGCAAGUCCGCCCCUUCCACCGGCGGUGUCAAGAAGCCUCACCGAUACAAGCCCGGUACCGUCGCUCUUCGUGAGAUUCGACGAUACCAGAAGUCGACCGAGCUUCUCAUCCGAAAGCUCCCCUUCCAGCGUCUCGUUCGUGAGAUUGCCCAGGACUUCAAGUCCGAUCUUCGAUUCCAGUCGUCGGCUAUCGGUGCUCUCCAGGAGUCCGUCGAGUCCUACCUCGUCUCUCUUUUCGAGGACACCAACUUGUGCGCCAUUCACGCCAAGCGUGUUACUAUCCAAUCGAAGGACAUUCAACUUGCUCGCCGCCUCCGCGGAGAGCGCAACUAG